CUGAUGAUUUACGGAAAUGUUGUGCUUCAUGCGGGCUCUCUCCCUUGUUCUCGUCGCAGUCGUUUAAUGCAUUCUGCUGGCACUGGUUGCCAGCGUCGAUUUGUCGAUCAAGUGGUGCGUUCCAGUGCGAUCCGGUACGGGGCUGACCCACAACAGUCCACAGCACCACCUUGAUGCCGAGGCUGCAGCAAGAGCAGUCUAGCCAUGGACUCCAGCCACAUAGCCGUGAGAAUGGCACGUAGUCCCUCGCCCUCUGGAGCUUCCCAGUCUUCAUAUGGCAGCUUUGGAUCAAUCGAAGACAUUGUACACAUUCGCGUCGACGAGGAUUGCGGAGUCAACGAAUCCACUCCCUUGCUGGCGGCUACUCAGAGGACGAACAAGUCGCCCCCAUCCUCCCCAGCCUUCACCACAUCGCCCUCCCCCCGAAGCCGAGUCCUCACAAAAGACUGCCUUAAUUGGCAAUCUGUGGUGUUCCUGGUUAUGUGCGCCUCCGCCUUGGGACUGGCCUCGUAUUUACUCUGGCGACAAAGUUGACAAAGAAAUUAAACGACUGAAUCACUUUGCAUUGCUUGCAGCCCAAAUGGCGGACCUUGGCUAUCGGCUGAGUCUCAUCGAGCAUGACAUAUGGUCGGAAAUGGAUCUUCAGGGCCGGGGAACUCCAUUGGAUGCGACCAAUGUGUUCACCGUGUUGUUCACCCACACGGAGAGUGAGGAGUGCCGUGAGGAUUGUCCGGAGGUGUUACACAAACUGCAGAGCUCCCUUUUGGCGGAACUGCCCUACAAUUUUCUGAUCACCGGCGACUGUCAGGCCUAUAUGAUAUAUGGAUGGGAGUAUCAGAGCGACUUCUCAAAGGAUCUGCCAGGAGGUAGUUACCUAGUAAUUGCCUUCGUGGGCAACUUUGACCGCUUUUCGCCCAGUGAUUGCCAACUGAAGGCGGCUCAGGCUCUGAUCCUGGAAUCCCUGAAACGCAAGAAGCUGCAACCGGACUACGAACUAGUUGUGGUGGGCAACCAUGCGGAGGCACUGCAGCAGGAGCUCCAGCACUGGCCACGCUAUGCCAGCCACCGCAGGAUUAAGUGAAUGAAAGCACGGGUUCCAAAUUAUUCCUCUCGUUUAUUGUACGCCAAACACAAACAGUAUACAAAGAAGCGCAGGAUGAGUAAAGCGGGCGCCACCGAAAAGCGAAGCGGGGAUCCCCCGGAUCGGCUCUGGCCGGGAUCGGGGGACCAG
Messenger RNA from Drosophila gunungcola (fruit fly), 1231 nucleotides. Its product is annotated as peptidoglycan-recognition protein LD. The transcript is spliced from 4 exons. NCBI's taxonomy places the organism in Eukaryota, Metazoa, Arthropoda, Insecta, Diptera, Drosophilidae. Gene Ontology annotation, molecular function: zinc ion binding; N-acetylmuramoyl-L-alanine amidase activity. The record is from RefSeq and is a predicted model, not a curated record. Gene Ontology annotation, biological process: peptidoglycan catabolic process. The coding region runs from base 275 to 1081 and encodes 268 amino acids.